AGAAGGCACACAAACAUUGCAUUCCGCUCCUCCCGCGCGUCAUCGAUUCCCAGCUCGCUCUUUCUCUCUCUCUCGGUGCUCCUCCGCCCCCCACAGUGCUCCACCAGCCCCCCACCCAACGUGAUAAAGUGUGUGUGCUAAGUGUGUGCGGGAUUUUUGGUUCACGUUCUGAUUGUGUAUGUUUGUGCCGUGCCUCUGUAUCUGUUUCUGUUGCUGCAUCUUCGUCUGCUCAAAAUCACGAAUGCAAUUGCAACGUUUCAAAACUAAAAGAAAGAACACCAACUAAAGCUUGGUUUUGUUGCUCAGUGUUUUAGAUUUGUACUGCAAGGCGACAAACAAAUAAUCAGAAGCGAGAAACCAGAAGCAACAACAAAAGCGGAGCAACUGAAGCGCAAACACACACAAACACAUAGAUAGGGUAGGGAUUGUGAAAGCGAGAUAGAAAUAAACUAGGCAUAAUUUAUAGCACACACAAAAUAAAACGGCUAAUUAUAAGAGAAAAGUGUGUUACUUGGAAUCGAUAAAUAACGGUAGUCCAGGAGCGGGAAAGGAGCCAAAGAAUUCGGAAUACAAAUUAUAUACAAAAAAAACCAGCAAACAAGAAGAGAAGCAAAGGCAGCAAAAACAAGGGGACGCCCUCGCAGCUGUGAAUCAGUCCGUCCCGUGUUCCCUGUUUCCGUUCUCGGCUGCUCCUCCUCGUCCGCUUCCACUUCCAGCUCCGGAUAUUUGGCUUUGGAUUCGGACUCGUAUUCCAUUUCGGACCUCUCCAUAUCCAAAGUCGCCAAUUCACGUUUUCCCACAACAUGAGCCCGCCCAUCGUCACGCGACGGAGUGCGCAGCAGGCGAAGAUGCAGACGCGGGCAAUGGCCAAUAAAUGCAAGGCGACGGGCACGGCGGCAACCGGAGCGGGAGUGAUCGGCGGCAGCGGCUCUGCCGGCGGCGGCAGCGGCAGCGGCGGUAUCAGCAGCAGCAGCAGCGGCGGCGGCGGUCUUAAUGCCAGCGAUCAGCGAAAAGCGAACAAACCGAGCGCAGCGCUCUUAGAGGCGAAACGUCGAGCGCGGAACAUGCUCAAAAAUCAAACGAACGCCAUGCAGGAAUCCGUCACGGAUAUAUUCCAGAAUGCUGUCAAUUGCAAGGGUCUGGUGCGCAAGCCCACGGCCCUCAUCUACGACGAAUCCAUGAGCCAACACUGCUGUCUGUGGGACAAGGAACACUACGAGUGCCCCGAACGCUUCACGCGCGUCCUGGAGCGCUGCCGCGAGCUGAAUCUGGCGGAGCGCUGCCUGGAACUGCCCUCGAGAUCGGCGACCAAGGAGGAGAUCCUGCGCCUGCACUCCGAGGAGCACUUCGACCGGCUGAAGCAGACCUCCGGAGUUCGCGACGACGAGCGCAUGGAGGAGCUGAGCUCCCGCUACGAUUCAGUCUACAUUCAUCCGUCCACCUUCGAGCUCUCCCUGCUGGCCACCGGCUCCACCAUCGAGUUGGUGGACCAUCUGGUCGCCGGGAAGGCGCAGAACGGCAUGGCCAUCAUCCGGCCACCGGGCCACCACGCCAUGAAGGCCGAGUUCAACGGGUACUGCUUCUUCAACAACGUGGCCCUGGCCGCCCAGCACGCCCUGGAUGUCCACAAGCUGCAGCGCAUCCUGGUCAUCGACUACGACGUCCACCAUGGCCAGGGCACCCAGCGGUUCUUCUACAACGAUCCGAGGGUGGUCUACUUCUCCAUCCACCGCUUCGAGCACGGCAGCUUCUGGCCGCACCUGCACGAGUCGGACUACCAUGCGAUUGGCUCCGGCCCGGGAACGGGCUACAACUUCAACGUGCCGCUGAACGCGACGGGGAUGACGAACGGCGACUACCUGGCCAUCUUCCAGCAGCUGCUGCUCCCGGUGGCCCUGGAGUUCCAGCCGGAGCUGAUCAUCGUGUCGGCGGGCUACGAUGCAGCGCUGGGCUGUCCGGAGGGGGAGAUGGAGGUCACCCCGGCCUGCUACCCGCAUCUGCUGAAUCCGCUGCUGCGUCUGGCCGACUCCCGAGUGGCCGUCGUCCUGGAGGGCGGCUACUGCCUGGAGUCCCUGGCCGAGGGUGCCGCGCUGACCCUGCGCUCCCUGCUCGGCGACCCGUGUCCGCCGCUGGUGGAGCCACUGGCUCUGCCGCGUGCCGAACUCGCCCAGGCGCUGCUCAGCUGCAUUGCCGUCCAUCGGCCGCACUGGCGCUGCCUUCAGCUGCAGAAGACCUACGAUUCGGCGGAGCUGCAGGGCGAGGAGAAGGCGCAGGAUCUGCACAAGGUGCUGCGCCUCUGGAUUGGCGGACCGCCGCCAGUGGAUCGGUAUCCGACGAGGGACACGGCCAUCCCCCUGCCGCCCGAGAAGCUGGUCAGCAAUGCGGCGCGUCUGCAAGUGCUGCGCACGGAGACCAAGCUGUCGAUGCCGGCGAUUCGCGUCUGCUACGCCUACGAUGCGCAGAUGCUGCUCCACAGCAACCUGCACGACACCGGGCAUCCGGAGCAGCCGUCGCGCAUCCAGCACAUCCACAAGAUGCACGACGAGUACGCGCUGCUGGCGCGGAUGAAGCAGCUCCCGGCCCGGGCGGCCACCACGGACGAGGUGUGUCUGGCGCACACGCGCUCCCACGUGAACUCGGUGCGGCGGCUGCUGGGCCGGGAUCCGGAGGAUCUGCACCAGGUGGCCGCGGGCUACAACUCGGUGUACCUGCACCCGCGCACCUUCGACUGCGCCACCCUGGCCGCCGGAUCCGUGCUGCAGGCGGUGGACAGCGUGCUGCGCGGCGAGUCCCGCAGCGGCGUGUGCAACGUCCGGCCGCCGGGCCAUCAUGCCGAGCAGGACCAGCCGCACGGCUUCUGCAUCUUCAACAACGUGGCCAUUGCCGCGCAGUACGCCAUCCGGGACUUUGGACUGGAGCGGGUGCUGAUCGUGGACUGGGACGUCCAUCACGGCAACGGCACGCAGCACAUCUUCGAGUCCAAUCCGAAGGUGCUGUACAUCAGCCUGCACCGCUACGAGCACGGCGCCUUCUUUCCCAAGGGACCCGACGGCAACUUCGAUGUGGUGGGCAAGGGAGCCGGCCGGGGAUUCAAUGUGAAUAUUCCGUGGAACAAGAAGGGCAUGGGCGAUCUGGAGUACGCGUUGGCCUUCCAGCAGCUGAUCAUGCCCAUCGCCUACGAGUUCAAUCCGCAACUGGUGCUCGUCUCGGCCGGAUUCGAUGCGGCCAUCGGAGAUCCCCUGGGCGGCUGCAAGGUGACGCCCGAGGGCUACGGCAUGCUGACCCACUGGCUGUCCGCCUUGGCCGGCGGCAGGAUCAUCGUUUGCCUCGAGGGCGGCUACAACGUGAACUCCAUUUCGUAUGCGAUGACCAUGUGCACGAAGACGCUGCUGGGCGAUCCGGUGCCGACGCCCCAACUGGGCGCCACUGCGCUGCAGAAGCCGGCCACGGUGGCCUACCAGAGCUGCGUGGAGUCGCUGCAGUCGUGCCUGCAGGUGCAGCGCAACCACUGGCGAUGCCUGGAGUUCGUGGGCCGGCGACUGCCGCGCGAUCCCGUCGUGGGCGAGAACAACAACGAGGAUUUUCUUACCGCCUCCUUGCGACAGUUGAAUAUCUCAAGUGACGGCGCUCCGGAGGCGGCGGGCGGAUCCGCCGGCGAUCGGCCAGAUUGCGGCGAGGAGCGGCCCGGCGGCAGCAAGCCCAAAGUCAAGGUAAAAACGCUCACCGAGUACUUGGCGGAGAACCAGGAGGCCCUCGAGCAGAAUGAGAUGUUCGCCGUGUAUCCGCUCAAGACGUGCCCGCACCUGGGUCUCCUGCGACCGGAGGAGGCGCCGCAAUCAAUAAACAGCGAGGCGGCGUGCAGCGAGUGCGGAUCGACGGGCGAGAACUGGGUGUGUCUGAGCUGCCGGACGGUGGCCUGCGGUCGCUACAUGAACGGGCACAUGGAGCAGCACUCCCUGGCGGGGCAGCAUCCGCUGGUGAUGAGCAUCGGCGACCUGUCCGUGUGGUGUUACAGUUGCUCCGCCUACGUGGACCAUCCCCGCCUGUAUGCCUAUCUCAAUCCGCUGCACCUGGCCAAGUUCCAGGAGCCGAUGCCCUGGACUCACAGUUGUCCGAAGCGCGAGGAUGGCUGCUAUCCGAUGGGAGCCAAUGGCAGGGAUGAUGAGGACGAGGACGACAUCCCUGGGAGCAGUGGCAUCUGCUUUCGGCUGGAGCGAAACAACUGACCCUUGGCCAUUCGCGUGCUGGACGCCCUCACGGAUUACAUUUGCACGCUGUGCCCGCCGCUCAGACACCUCAUCCAGUUCCUGGCCGAGCACCUCUGGCCGCUCCUGGAACGCAUUUACCUUAACCUGCUGCACUACUUCCUGGCUCACUGAGCCACCACUACCCACAGCCCGCCACCCGCAUCCUGCAUCCCCACUUUGGCCCCCAAAUAAUAAUACACAAACGAACAUGGAAAACAUGAAACUAUUGUUAAUUCGGGAGCUGGCAGCCAAUCGGCAUCUGCUGGUCCCGGCUCCCUCAAAUUUAUACAAAUAAAAAUUGUUAAUGUUAUCAACUAAUGAUCUAAUAAAGACUUCGAGUGUUUUUCGA
Molecule: messenger RNA, 4596 nt
Organism: Drosophila ficusphila
Lineage: Eukaryota; Metazoa; Arthropoda; Insecta; Diptera; Drosophilidae
Gene: HDAC6
Product: histone deacetylase 6
Exons: 9
Coding region: 804-4226 (1140 amino acids)
Biological process (GO): chromatin organization
Cellular component (GO): histone deacetylase complex
Molecular function (GO): zinc ion binding; histone deacetylase activity
Source: RefSeq, a predicted model, not a curated record